Leptomonas pyrrhocoris is the source of this 3316-nucleotide messenger RNA. RefSeq names its product putative mitochondrial synaptojanin (N-terminal domain). The record is from RefSeq and is a predicted model, not a curated record. NCBI's taxonomy places the organism in Eukaryota, Euglenozoa, Kinetoplastea, Trypanosomatida, Trypanosomatidae. Bases 290 to 3316 code for a protein of 1008 amino acids. Gene Ontology annotation, cellular component: endoplasmic reticulum. The transcript has a single exon. Gene Ontology annotation, biological process: phosphatidylinositol dephosphorylation. Gene Ontology annotation, molecular function: phosphatidylinositol-4-phosphate phosphatase activity.
AGAUUCACACACACACACACACACACACACACACGUACGGUAGUGGCAACGGAAUAACAAAUACUAAAAAGCACCCAUAUUAUCAAGUUAAGUGUCGCUUUAGCUCCACUUAGCAGACAAUAAUCAAAGUCGCCACGUCUCCUUCGGUGUGUCUACGGCAUACACGCCUGCAAAUACGACCACGCUAUUACUUUCUACACAAGUUACCCCUGAUACAAUACGCUGACUUUUUGCCUCCCUCUUGUGUUUGAUUCUAGCGACCUUUUUUUUUUCUUCUCCCCACCCCGCGAUGUCGUCUGCGAGCUGGUCACACUGUGGCCGAAUCCUCCUCAACGCGUCCCGUGUGUACUACCUGCCCGAUGAGCCCUCCCUCCCUCCGCUGCGCUGGAUGGCGGAGAAGCAGCGGUUUGAGUACUUGAGCAGCGCGAACAGCGAGGAUGUGGAGCUGCGCGCCUCUAUCACCGAACUGGCGCAGGCGUGCUCCCAGCUGUACCACCUGCAGUCCGUCCAACAGCAGUCCAUCGCGGCCUCGCUCAGCUGCUACCUGCCCUGCGAGGCUCUCUAUGGCGUCCUCCCGCUCGGCUCCGUCAACUCCGCUCUGAUCUACGUGACCGAGAAGGAGUACGUGUGCACCUUGUCCCUCGGCGGGGCGACGCACGAGGUCUACGCGGUACGGGGACUGCAGUGGCUCAAUUUACCCGGUGUGACCUCUACAGCGCUGUCGCAGCGGGAGCGUCGACGGCGGGAGCGGCGCCCACGCGGCCGGCGCGGCGGCGGCGAUGGCGGUGGUCGAAGUGCGGCAAGCGACGGCGCAUCGGAAAGGGACGCCGCCGCUGACGCUGCGGAUCCACGUGGAGGCGGCAAGGCGAAAGGGAACGAGAGUCGCGGCUCCAAUGUCUCGGAGAGCGGCGCCGAUGAGGAGGAAGGGGAGUCCUCUGCCACAGACACCGACGCGGAAGACGCGGAGGAUGAUGCGCCGGAGGAGGUCGGUCGCCUUCCCAGCAAAACCGUGAACGACUACCUCGCCGUUCUGCACCGUUUUUGUGAGUCCGUGAACACGCAGGAUGGCGGGCAGCACGCCGAAACGCGACGCGCUGCGAAUGCGAAAGGAGAAGCCGCGACGGCGUCCGAGCUGCCGGGGAUCAUCGGACCCGCGGAGAAAUUCUCAUAUCUGUACUACUCCUCCACGCUGGAUCUCAGCGCGGAUCCGGUGCACUUGCUAGGACUCAUCACCCACACUCUCCAUCCGAGUCUUGCUCUCAGCCCCGCCGGGAAGGGUGAGGUUGACGACAACUCGCUCUCCUCCACCGCCAACCACGAAAACGGCGGCAGUGACAUGUACUCCAACCUGGUCGACACGACGAAAGUGUUGUGGCACGGCUUCAACGCCACGGGUAACCACCACGCCUGGGAAGAUCUCCGCGCGGCCGCGACGGCACGCCAGCUCUACCAGUGGAAUGGACCUCUCCUAUCCGACGGCUUGGCUCUCCCCUCCAUGGCCGCCCUCCGAGGCGAGUUCUACGCCGGCUACCGUGGCGGCAACACAGACGUGUCGGAAGGGGCAGCGGAGGAGGCAGCCGCGUUGCCGUGGCGGGGCGUCUGCGCGGAGGAGGUGCAACGAGACGCACGGUCGGGGCAUCAUAACCACGUGGACCACCACGUCAACUUCAACACGACGGCCGCCACAGCUGCCCCUACGCAGUCGCCCUCCUCCGUGCCGCUGUACCUGCCCUCCUUUAUCCGCGGCCUCGUCGCGCAGGCCGACGCGUCGCCGACGUUGGCCAUGACCCUUCUCAACUGCACGUGCUGCCGUUGGGCGGGCACGCGGUACAACCGGCGCGGCCUCGAGCCCGGGCACAGCGGCGUGGUGGCGAACAUGUCCAUGACGUCCCUCUGGGUGACCCCCCGUUCACGUGAAGCAGCUGUUCCUGCGGAAGAAGAAAAAGACAGCGAGGCGUCUGGACCUGCCGCACCCUUUGCGGUGUACACGGUGAUGCGCGGCUCCGUUCCACGUCGGUGGGAGCAGCCAGCCAACCUUUCACUGAAGCCCACCAUUAAAAUAUCGCCCGUCGGGAACGCAGCGGAGGAGUUCGGCCGGCACAUUCGUCUACUAAAGCAGUGCUUGCCGUGGAUGCACACCCUUUUCUGUCUUGACACAAUGUCGACGUCGGCGCUGGAGGAGCCGCUCGCAGAGGGGUUUGCCGCGGCGGUGCGGCGCUAUGUCGAAGGCACGCCGAAAGUCACCUCCCCUGCCGCCAGUCUCAUGAUGGACGACAAGGACGCGACGCACCUUGUGGCGGCUGCGGCUGCGGAGGAGAACGGUGGCGGCGUAGCGGUCUCAGCAAACACGCCUGAUAGCGAUCCGUCAGUCAAGUUGGUGAAGUUCAACGUGAAACGAGAACUGCAAACGCACGAUUAUGAUGAGAUGGUGCGGCGCUGCGUGGCGGAGCUGGAUGGCGCAGCUGACGCCGACACAUGGCUGGAUUUCACGAAAGGCACCGCACGGGCGUUUUCGGACGACGAGGACGACGCGGAGGAGGAUGGCGGCAGCGCAUGGCCGAGCGACGUCCCGACUGUUGCACCACGGCUCCGAUUCGACCACUUGCAAUCGCGACUUGUGCGUGUGAAUUGUCUGGACUGUCUCGAUCGCACGAACCUGGUGCAGAGCAUCCUGCUCGCGGCGGUGCUCCCGCGCAUGAUGGCAUACGUGAAUGGCGGCGCUUUGAAGUUAAACGGCACGGUGUCCGACAGCGGCAAGACGGGUGACGGGGUGGAUUUGUGUCUUCACCAUCCCGCCUACGCCGCGGCCUCGCACCGUCUGCGGAUGCUAAUGGCGGCACAAGGGACCGCCAUCUCGCAGCUCUACGCCGGCACCGAGCCGCACUUUGUCCCCUACAUGCUGGACGGACAUCAUCACUGGGCGCAUAAAGCCGUCGAGGGGGUUCUGGCGCAGCGUCGGUGGUAUCAGCAGAACUUCUUCGACGGUGUCAAGCAGGACGGCAUCUCUCUUGUAACGCGGCAGCACGACCCGCAGGUGUUUAACGCCGACAUCGAGAGCCCGUUUUCGCGCGACCUCAGUGGGAUGAACCGGCAGGUGAUGUAUGGACUGCUUCUGGGGAUUCUCCCCUUCAUUUACAGCGUGAUGAUGUGCUUCUCCGAGCACCACUACGCCUCAUCGGUGUUUCAGCUGCAUUUUGCGAUCUGCCUCUGUUGGGCGUUGUAUAUUUCGAUUCUGUACAGCAAACUGAUGCGUUAUCGUGUGACGUACACCAAUCGACCGUUGCUGCUGUACACGCGGCAGGUGGAGUGGUGUUAA